AUGGGGUUGAGUACUAAGCAGGUUUCCGGCGGGGAUCAUCAACCUGGGAUUAUUGAGUGGGAUAAUCCCCCGACAGGCGGGAAUACGAGGUUGGAUCUCCCGGCGGUCGUACAGCCGCCGCAAAAGGCGAUGCAGCCUUUGAAGUGUCCGAGGUGUGCUUCGGCGAAUACCAAGUUCUAUUACUACAACAACUAUAACAAGUCCCAGCCUCGACAUUUCUGCAAAGGCUGCAAGCGCCACUGGACGGAAGGGGGCACCUUGCGUAACGUCCCCGUCGGCGGCAGCCGGAAAAACAAGCGCCUCAAGACGCCGCCCAACCCUAUCGCCGCCGCCGCCGUUACGUCAGCUCCCGCCGCCACGGCUGAUCAAAAACCCGGCAAACAGAAAAACAACAACACGCCCACUAUCUUCUUCCCCGCCGACCCAGUAAUCGGCAACAACGUCGCAGCCACGGCGGCGUUCAACAUUGGCCCGUCGACGCCGAUGGUUUUACACGACGAUCAAGACACCACCGCGAAACUCUUACCCUUUUCGUUCUCCACUUACUUCGAUCCGAUUUCUUGCUCCAUUCCUUCGUUCAACACUCAAUCCUCGUUUUACGAACGUAAGCGAUGUCGUUUGGUGAAAGGCCUUGUAACCUGCACGUCCCUACUAGCGCAUUUUAGCAAAGCGUACGCGUGA
Molecule: messenger RNA, 681 nt
Organism: Ipomoea nil (Japanese morning glory)
Lineage: Eukaryota; Viridiplantae; Streptophyta; Magnoliopsida; Solanales; Convolvulaceae
Product: dof zinc finger protein MNB1A-like
Exons: 2
Coding region: 1-681 (226 amino acids)
Biological process (GO): regulation of DNA-templated transcription
Molecular function (GO): DNA-binding transcription factor activity; DNA binding
Source: RefSeq, a predicted model, not a curated record